Molecule: messenger RNA, 1104 nt
Organism: Fraxinus pennsylvanica
Lineage: Eukaryota; Viridiplantae; Streptophyta; Magnoliopsida; Lamiales; Oleaceae
Source: the annotation of a GenBank genome assembly
AUGGCUUGGAAAUACAAAGCUGGGUUAGGGCUGAUUGGAGCUUUUGUGCUGAUAUGGGUUACUUCUGCAGAAGUUACUCAGAAAAUUUUCACAGACUACAGACAGCCGUUUGCUCUUACAUAUCUGUGGAUAUCUCUAAUGGUUGUCUACCUUCCAAUAGCAUUCUGCAAAGAUUGGAUUUCCAAUUUACUGAAUAGGAAUCGGAUUACUGAACUUCAUGAUGGAGCUUUGAAGAACUAUCUUGGGACGGACAUGGAUUUGGGUGACACAGAAGCUGGACAACCAUUGUUAUUUAAGGAUUCAGAAGAUGAGGAGUUUCACAUUCUUGACAAUCCGAACGAAGUCAGCUCAUUGGAAGUCAUUAAAUGUAGCUUAUAUCUUGCUCCCAUAUGGUUUGUUACAGAGUACUUGUCAAACUCUGCCCUGGCAAAUACCAGUGUUGCGAGCACAACUGUCUUGACCUCAACAUCGGGGCUCUUCACACUUUUCUUUGGAGCACUAAUUGGGAAGGACUCCGUAAAUGUUACUAAGGUUACUGCUGUUUUGAUCAGCAUGGCUGGUGUUGCAAUGACUACCAUGGGGAAAACUUGGGCACCUGAUGAAAUGUUUAGUGUCUCCGAGACUAGAAGGCAUUCUAUCGUCGGAGACAUUUUUGGUCUUCUCUCCGCAGUGUUCUAUGGCUUGUUUACAGUGCUUCUCAAAAGAUCUGCUGGAUCGGGAGAAAGGGUUGAUGUUCAGAAGUUCUUUGGAUAUAUCGGACUUUUUACUCUCUUGGGUCUCUGGUGGCUUGCUUGGCCACUUAAUGCCCUGGGAAUAGAGCCAAAGUUCAGAUUUCCAAGUUCAGCAUCCACCAGCAAAGUUGUGGUGCUCAAUGGCUUCGUUGGAAGUGUUCUAUCAGAUUAUCUAUGGGCGCUCUCUGUUGUUUGGACGACCCCAUUAGUUGCAACGUUGGGCAUGUCCUUAACAAUACCAUUAGCGAUGUUAGCAGAUAUGUUCGUCCAUGGACGGCAUUAUUCUGCCAUAUACAUCUUUGGAUGCAUACAGGUGUUUGCAGGGUUUAUUAUGGCAAAUAUCUCGGAUUUGUUUUCUUGUAAAAGGAGAUGA